Molecule: messenger RNA, 1593 nt
Organism: Alternaria atra
Lineage: Eukaryota; Fungi; Ascomycota; Dothideomycetes; Pleosporales; Pleosporaceae
Exons: 1
Coding region: 1-1593 (530 amino acids)
Source: RefSeq, a predicted model, not a curated record
AUGGGACGCACCGAAAAAUCCCAGGGUCUAGCGCCACCCGCCGUACGCAAAGAUAUCCGAGCCAAGCAGGCGCGGCAUAUCGUGAAUAAAGUUGUCCCAGCAAUCUUGGCGUCAAAUGCAAGAGCUAGAAGAGGCGCAGAUGGGAGUGAGCUUAUUUCGAACCCAGGGCCAAUCGGAGUGGUAGAGCAUGACAGUAAGAAUAGGGAUGGAGCACGUGAGGAGGCUGGUGAAGAGACGGGGUACGUGAAGAGGAAGGGGCAAGGGAGACGCAAAGCCAGAAGUGCGAGGGAUGUUGAGGAAGAAGAGCAGGAUGUAAAGAGUGGUGGAAAGAAUGGUGAUGUAGGGAAGGGUGUCGGCCAAGGACGAGGAACGGGAAGAGGCAAGAAACGAAACGAUUCUCUCGAUGAAGGGUUAUCAAACCUCAAAUUGAAGAAUACUGUUACAUCGCCAGCUAGUCCGCCUAAGCAACAGCGCAGUAUUCGUAUAGUAGCGACGGAUAGCCUCACCGCUGCACACAUGCUCGCACACCCCUCGCUGUACCACGACACUACAACUCCCACAUCGAAGCAGACGUCCAAAAAACAACCAAAUCCUUGUAUCCUAAACAUGGCCUCCCCCCUCCGUCCAGGCGGCGGCCUCCUGACAGGCGCUACCUCUGCCGAAGAAUCCCUCUGCGCACGCACAACACUGCUUCCUUCACUCAAGGAAUCCUACUACCGCCUCCCAGAAUACGGUGGCAUCUACACACAAGACGUAAUCGUCUUCCGCUCCGCCCUCCCCCUCGGCGACAGUACCGGUGAACUUCCUCCCACUGAACGAUGGUACGUUGACGUUAUCAGUGCGGGGAUGUUACGUUUCCCUGAACUGGAGGGGGAAGAAGACGAAGAGAAGAGGCUAGGUAAGAAGGAUAGGGAGGUUGUUGAAGCGAAGAUUCGGGCUGUGCUGAGAAUUGCGGCACAAAAGGGGGUGAGAGGAUUAGUAUUGGGGGCUUGGGGCGUUGGAGCCUAUGGAAAUCCAGUAAAAGAUAUUGCCGAGGCGUUUGCAAAGGUUUUGGGUGCUGCUUCUUCGACGUCAACGUCCGCUGCAAAGAAAAAUAGCAAGUCGCCGUCGAUGGGCACCGAGACGUUUCCGGCCUUCGAACACAUCAUCUUUGCGAUUCCCAAUCGUAAAGUUGCCAGCGAUUUUGCAGCAGCGUUUGACAGCAACAUCCGAGUUGAAGACGGUCCCGGCACUUCUGCCAACGAUGGCGACGAUGAAGAUGACCAAGAGGACAAAGUGGCGGAAGAGUUGAGGAGCAAGAUCCAGGAGAUGGAGGGUCAAAUUAGUAAGGUUUGGAAUCCAGAUUUGAAGGCGAGGCUGGGUUCUAUAUUGGAAGGCUUGAGAGUGCAAUUGAAGGAGAGAGAGGGUAUGCCUGGGAUGAGUAGUGUUGAUGGUGAUGAUGAUGGGGAUGAAGUAGAGGGAGCAGAUGAGGGCGAGGAUGACAGUGAGGAAGAAGAUGACGAGGCAGAAAACGAAGUCAGCGAAGAUGAAGACAAAGUCCACUCGUACGGGAGUAGUGAAACCGGCCGUUUCAAGCCGAACCCUCGCGGCUGA